AAUCCUUGUCACGUGCGAUAUAUGUCACACAAGUCUGGUGCAGUGGAGAUUAAUAAAAAGAGAAGUUGAAUAUUAGGAAACUAGCUCGAUCAUUGAGAUUAUACAGGCCUUUUGCAUUUUCGCUUUGAUUUCAUGAUUGUUUUGUAAAACCGGAAACACAUUUUCUUGAAAUAAUCGUAAUAUAACGCAUAUGCCAACAGCCUCACGAUGUUUUACAGGAUAAAUAAAGACUAUUUCGAGAUUCGAGCAAACAUUUAAAUUAAACAAUGAUAUAAAUAAAAAAGUGUCUUGUAUGCAGUUAUAAAGUGUCAAGAGCACGAUGAUACGGUUGAUGGGACUGCCAUUUUGUCACAUAAUUUUAUAUUGAAGGGGACUCUAGGUCUAGAUCAAAGCCCAGUCUUAAUGAGACAUAACCUUAUUUCUAGGGCUCUGGUUAAAGUUAGGAUUGAGAUAUUAAAAAUAGUUGGGUUGAUGUUGCUGGGUUUGGCAUUCACUGGUAAAGCUGUCCAGACCAAAUGCAGAGUCCAAAUAACAACAGCUGUGUGUAAAACCUAUCAGAGGCCUGUGUGACAAAUCCCACCGAUAAGUGGAUUUAAUCACGGGAGAUGGCGGACUUCCCUCACACCUACUGCUCUAAAUUUGGCAACAAUGAGGGUAGAGACGAGGAGGAGGAGGAUAUUUAUCAAGGAGAAACUAACAUAGAACCAGACAACCAGCAACAUCAUGAGUGUAUGAUCCAUGAGCAGCAUCUGCAGCUCACUCAAGUGGAAGAAGAACAGCUGCCUGAGGAGGAAACUUUUCAGAGGUGUUUCAGUGAAACGUCUAAACAGGAGACACAGCUUGGUGACAUUCUAGCACCUGUAACCCAACUGGACAAUGAAGGGGAACACACUGAACAAUACAUGCUAGAUGUCUCGGGUAAUAUUUCAGAGAAUCUCAGCUUUUACCUUGAUGGAAAGAUUGUGUCAACAAGUACAGUGAGUAGCUGUGAAGUGGCUGAGGUUCAUGCAGGUUCUUCGGGUGUAGUUGGACUCGAUGCCCUGAUUCUUGAUCCUACCCAUAUCACCCAGGUUUUGAAUCCAGAUUCAGUAUCAGGCAAAGAGAUACCAGGUCAACUACUGGCGAAGAGAAGAACUACAACACCACCUCUUUUACCACAAAUUAAAACUGAACUUGAGUCUGAGGUGGUGGUGUCUUCCUCCUCAUCCACACUUGUAUCCUCUUUAAUCGAGAAUCUGCUUCCCCUGAAUACCGAGUCCACGGUUACGCAGAAGGAAAGAACAGUGUUUCUGUCUCCAAAGUUAAAGCAGAUUCUGGAAAAGCAAGAUGGCCUUAAACCUACACUUGCCCUUAUCACAGAUGGACAGACACCUUGUUCGCCGGUCUCUCUCUCUGUCCUGCCUACUGGAACAGGAAAGUUCAAGAGAAGGACCGGAUCUCCAUCAAGCUCUCCUCAAAACUUAACAUCGGAGGAAAUGCCUACACCUGACACAGGUAAUUUUGUUGCUGUAAUUGAAGGACAUAUGGAGACAGAGAAUAUGUCACCUGUGCAACUAACAGCCAGUGAAAAAGAUGACCCAAAAGCAACUGUGGAGAUGCCGGUGGAAAAACCUGUCUUAACCGAGCACUGGCCACCCAUGACUGGUGGUAAUUCCUGUAAUCAACAACCACUGGAUCUCUCAAAUACAGUUAAGAGAAAUAGUGAUUUAGCUUUAGCUGAUGCUGUGCUGGAUUUGAGUUUGCAAAAAAAGAGCCUUGAUGAAUCUGAAUUGACCUUAAAUUUGUUUUCACAGGCAGUUUUGAAAGAAGGACCAUCAAAUAAGUGCAUGGUGGAUAAACCCUUAAUUAAUGUUGGAGAGCAAAAUGUCAGCUUGGGGAAUCCUGAAACUUUACUUACAGAUUUUACUAUUGUCACAGGUCCAGAUAUAAUGACCCCAGUGGAACCUGUUGCAGAUGGUCUUGUUUAUGGGCUUGCUCUACCCCCCAAUUCUCUAACCCCCUCAUCUGCCUCACUUACUCCUGUAACCUUGCAGUCGGCUGCACCGUGCACUAUAGCAUUUGCUUCCUCAGCCCCACACACCAUGCUCUCUUCCACUCCUUCAUUAAUCACAGUUUUAGCGCCAACACCACCUAUUACAAACCCUUCAAGCCAACCAAUCCAGGUAUUGUCCUCAAAUAUAACACCUGAGAAUUUAGUAAUCUGCACAGAUAAUGCAUUGACUUCUUCAGAGUGUGAUUUAGCUGCUGCAUUUGUAACUGCAAAUUCUUCAAAUCUUGUCACUCUCUCCCAACCCCUUGACUCGGCAUUGAAUUUACCUAGCCAUGUGUUUCUCACUGAUCAAAUUGCUCUCAAUCCACCUAUAGGUGAAUCCUCUGCCAUGUCAGAGGUACCAUUCACACCUGCUGUAAACUUAAACGACUCUCUCAUCAACUCGUAUAACAUUACUAGUAACACAGUGUUGAUAGAGUGCACAAUAGCUCUUGAAACUCCAGGUAGUGUAGUCCCCUCGGCAACUCCCUUACAAGGAAACACUUUUGAUGCUCCGCUACCUACACAGAUGGUUGUUAAUCACAUUGAGCAGCAACAAAUUGUAUCGGUGCCCAACACUGAAAUUGUGGAUCCUACUAUUCUUGUGUCCUCCAUUUCAGAGUCCGUAACUCUGUCCACCGCGACUUCAGUGGUAUCUGGUUGUCCACCUGUGACUGAAUUGAGUCCCAGCCCAGUUGUUAAUGCAGAGCCACCAACCAUAAAAGAGGAGGAACCGACUGACUAUGCUGUUUCCAAACCUGAAAUGCCAUGUAAAACCCCACCCCUCUCUGAGAAGGCUGAAGAGGACAAGUCCUCAAAUGAUGCAUUAAGUGAUGAACAGCAGAGUUUUGCGAAGAAUUUCAUCUGCAAUGUGUGUGAUAAGCUCUUUCAUUCAAUGAAAGAACUAGGCCAUCAUGUAGGUGACCACGCUGCUAGAUGGCCCUACAAAUGUGAAUUCUGCGUGCUGCUCUUCGGGAAGCCCUCCGCUCUGCUUGAACAUCGAUCGGCCCUCCAUGGCGUUGGAAAGACGUACGUUUGCAGCAUAUGUACAAAAGAAUUUGUCUACCUCUGCAAUCUGAAACAGCAUCAGGAGGAAUUGCAUCCUGGCCAGCAGUGUACAUACACAGAAGAAGAGAAGGGAAAACUAAGACCCCAGAACUACAACAACUCACCAAAGGUUCUUGAGGAGCCCUCAGUGCCACUUGUUCUAGAGGAACCAAAGAAACCGGUGAAAAAGGAGGAAAGUGAAGUUAAUGUAGCUGCCGAGGAGCUGUUUACAACAAUAAAAAUCAUGGCCUCAGAUGGGGGGAAUAUCAAAGGACCCAAUGUUCGUCUGGGCAUUAACCAGCACUAUCCCAGCUUCAAGCCACCCCCAUUUCCCUACCAUAACAGAUCACCUGCAGGCUCCAUGGCUUCAGCAACAAACUUCACCACUCAUAACAUCCCACAAACCUUCAGUACAGCUAUUCGGUGCACGAAGUGUGGAAAGAGCUUUGACAAUAUGCCAGAGCUGCACAAGCAUAUUUUGGCAUGUGCAAAUGCCAGUGAUAAAAGGCGAUACACACCUAAGAAGAAUCCCAUCCCUCUAAGGCACUUUGCAAAAACUCAGAAUGGAGUGCUGUCGACUACAAAUUCCACUAUUGGGCUUAAUGCGUCGAAUAGAGCAAGCCAAUCAAACCGGUCCAAACCUAACCCUGACUCUGCAGUAAAAAUGAAAUUCAAAGUACUGAACAAAAGGAAGAAAAGGUUGGUCCAGAGGGUUAUGCCACAGAGACACAAGUCAGUUUCUUCGUCAAAUAAAUCCUCAUCCACGCAGGUGGGUGAACAGCAUGAGAUAUUUGUCUGCCCACACUGUAGCAGGGAGUUCACAAUGCGUCGCUGCAGAACCAAACACAUGGCAGUGUGCCCCAAGAAAUCAAAAGAGGUGAAGAAAAGAAGAGAAGGGGGUAUCUCUGUAACAAAGGAAAACGAUAGACACCUGCACAGUGGCAUCACGUGUGUUGAAGAGAAGAGGCAACAGGCAUCACCUCAGCAUAAAACACGAUUCCAGACUUCUGGCCUCACUAAGAGGCCUGCUAUUCUCCCUGUGCAGACUGUCUUUUCCAACAAAAGAAGCAAAAUAGUCAUAAAGGAGAGCAUGCAGCCAAAACAAGAGACCCCAACUCUGAAUGAACUUCCUCUUGUACGAACUUUCAAACCUUCAAUGCGCCAGUAUAGUAGAGUGCAGAAUAGCGUUAAAGGAUUUCCCCUUAAAAUUACCAUAGUGAAACCACAGCAGACUGCACCACAGAAGGAAGAGCUGCUCCCCACCCAGAGUCAAGAAGAUGCAGCUGGAGACAUAACCAGCAACUCUGAUCAAAGAGGUACAACAUGAAGACUCGCCCACGGCCACUACACGAUCAGCAGGUAGACCCUGCUGUAUGGAAAUCCUCACACAUCCUCAGUCCUACUAAAGGGAGAUAACUGCUAUUCACAGUGUAAACCACAUAGAUCGUAUUUUACCGUAGUAUAAACGGCCGAUCAUAUAACGGAUAAAACAGAUGUCCCAGGCUCCUGCUGUGAGUGAACGUAUUUAAUUUGAGGAUUUGCUAGCUGUCAUAGUAGCUUGAAGUUUUGUUUAUAUUUCCUUUUCUGUAAAACUUUGUGUUAACAGUUUGGAUUUGUACUUUUGAAGUUGAUCUGACCGCUUCAUGUUGCAAAUGUGUGUUGUUUUGAGAGGAUAGUAGGUGGCAAUCAUUUUCAGCAUGCAUUUGCACUUUUCCUUAUCUGUCGUUUGUGGCCUUUUUGGUUAAAAUUCUUACUGCAUGCUGUGAGCUUGUAUAGCGGCUAAAUUAAUUUGGAUUGGAUUUUGUUGAUGUAAUUUGGCCUUAAACACUGAGUGUUGCUCUGAUAUGGCAGAGAGUAGUCAGUGUAAUUGCAUCAAAUACGUGUAUAAGUUUGUUUCUGAACACAUGACUAGAGAAUCAUAGAAAAGUAACAUGCUCUAUAGUAAAGCAUGGUCACAAGCUACCUGAUUAAAUUCCUGUAGGACAGAAGCACUGUUGAUCACUGUUCAGGAAGUCGAUGUGUAGAUUAUUGUAUGAAUGUAAAUUGUAGAUUUAAUGCUAUGGCCUUCUCGAAUCAAAUUCUCCAUUAUCUUGCUUGGCCUAGUUUCUUCGUUAUUUAUUUGAAGGGUUUGAAAAAUAAUGCUGGUUAUAUCCCAUGAAAUGUAAAUGAUGGCAUAAUCGUGAUGAAGCAUGAGCAGCUCAGUUGGUUAAAUUGAUUUCCCCAUAAAGAACUUAUUUUGGUGGUGCAAUAAAAUAGAUUCACCUCCGUUUACACAAAUGUGUGUGUUUAUUUCUUCACACGUCUGUGGGAGCAGCUGAAAAUGCAGAUUAUUCAAGAUAUUUUCCAUUUUCAUGGACAUUGAAAAUAAAUUCUCAACUUUUGGGGAAAAAAACUGCGAUUUGAUGUAUUAGCAUUUCGAUAAUUAAACAGAAGUAAUUAAAAGUAUUUAACAGUUUGGUCUAUCAAUGCUGCUUCCAUAAGAAGUUUUCCGACACGGUUAAAACCAGCAUUAAGUUUACUUUUAGGCUUUACGUUGCACUUCCUAUACAUAUCCCCUUGAAAAUAUGAUUGUGCAGAUUUGUUUUUCCCUCAUUCAAAGAAAUAUUCAUCUUAGAAGUGCAGUCUUGAGGUCUUUGCCAUCUAUCACAUAUCGCAUACGUGCACUUCAUCACUGUGUGUAUACAUAUAUAUAAUCUAUACGAGUUGUGUGUGUGUGAAUUA
Messenger RNA from Solea solea (common sole), 5797 nucleotides. Its product is annotated as kazrin-like. The record is from RefSeq and is a predicted model, not a curated record. NCBI's taxonomy places the organism in Eukaryota, Metazoa, Chordata, Actinopteri, Pleuronectiformes, Soleidae. Gene Ontology annotation, biological process: regulation of transcription by RNA polymerase II. Gene Ontology annotation, cellular component: nucleus. The transcript is spliced from 3 exons. Gene Ontology annotation, molecular function: protein binding; RNA polymerase II transcription regulatory region sequence-specific DNA binding; DNA-binding transcription factor activity, RNA polymerase II-specific. Bases 606 to 4403 code for a protein of 1265 amino acids.